Molecule: messenger RNA, 1772 nt
Organism: Klebsormidium nitens
Lineage: Eukaryota; Viridiplantae; Streptophyta; Klebsormidiophyceae; Klebsormidiales; Klebsormidiaceae
Source: the annotation of a GenBank genome assembly
AUGUGAGGCAGUCGAUCAGAGUCCGAGCAGCACAGGUAGCUCAAGCCUCAACAGAUGGCUUCCUGCGCUGAAAGGGAGCUCAACAGAUUCAUGGCGAGGCGCCAUACCUGCAUCUGGAAGCCCAAUCCAGCUGCUCCAUUAAAGCCUGUCUUUGCCACUGCUGAGCAGUUCUUCUAGUGUUCUCUCCGGUCCUUUGCAGGAAGUCUUCGGAAUACUUUCUCCUACCAUUGGUGGAGAGCACUUAACGAGGACAGCUGCCCUAUGCGAGAAGCACCGUAAUCUGCCCAACUAAAUGUCACUUCUUCUUUGGUAAAAUCUUCCUCAAGUGGCGUCGACUUGCAGCACAGGUCUGGGGCCGAGUCAGUUGUUGGACCAUCAAUCCAUGACCUGUAGGCGCCAACAAGCUGAGCCUGACGAACGCCCAUAGGCAGGAGAAUCUUGGGCCUGGUUCAGCAUGGUAGAAUUCUACUUUGACGAGCAUUUGUUUGAGCAGUAUGGAAUCGAGCUGGCCAAGCAGUGCCAUGGGUGCAGUCUGCAGCACACGCCGGCAAAGACGGGCUUGAUGCAACACCUCCUCGAGAAUGACAAGCAGUUCCCCCGGGAGCUUGUUCGAACAGGUGGGGUGGUCAUCUGCCAGCAGCCGCAGUGCAUGGACCGUGCUGGCAAGAAGUCGGGGCGCAACCUGCAGAAGACGACGCGGCGGUGGUACUGCGGGACGUGCUGCAUGAAGCGGGCGACCUGGGCGCAGCUCUUCCAGUGGGACCCCCAGGUGCAGGGCUGGAAACAGCUGCUCAAGGCCUGCUGGCAUUGCCAGGACCCGGUCGGGUGCGAGAAGUGCGAGAAGCUGCGCACGCGGAUGAAGGAGAUGCGGAAGAAGGUCAAGGAGGAGAAGGAGCUCCUGCGGGGGACGAUGCCGGGAGGCAUGGACCACGGAGGCCAGCUGGUUGCCGGCCCGUCAGCACCGGUAGCCCCCCAGCCUGUUCCGGCCGUAAAGAAGAACGGGAAGGCACCUGCAAAUGCAAACGCGAACAACGUGGCUGCCGGGCGCAACUAUAACACGCAGAAUCCGGACUACGGUUUUGCACUCCGAACCGCACUUGGGCUCAUCCAAUACAUACGGGACCGGGAAAGGGCGCUUGCCAAAAAGCGGCAGUCCUUGUCUCAACAAGAGUUGCACGCAAACAAGCGGCCAAAGACCGACAAGACCCACCUGAUUGCCGAGCGAGAAAACACGGAAAAGGAGGAAUCGGACAUCCGGACGGUGAAGCAGGUGCUGUUCGAGUACGUCGCGGAGGGCAUGGUUAGCUAGCCAUUGAAAAAGGGCCGUCAGGCCGUGAUAGUGCACGAAGAUCAAUGACGCUGAACGCGUCAGAUCUGCUCGCCUGUGCUUCGUAUAUGGUUCAAAAGUUUGUGCAGCGUGUUAGAACAAAAGAAUGUAAACGUCUUGGGAAAAUAUUGGGGCAACUGCCCCUGUUCUUAGCUGGACCGUACAGUGUGGAUUUUUGUAGGUUUAUGAUGUUCCUAGCGGGCAACUAUGCGAGUGGCGGCCAAAUGCUUUGCACAGACAUAUGACAAACUUAAUCUACCACAAGGUUUAUAAAAUUGAAGGCUUGGGUUAAAGCACCUUGCGUGUUCCUCGUUGCGUUUAUGAAAACACCGUUUUGAGUUUGUAGCAGCAUAAGGAUCUUGUAGCACAAUGAUUAAGGACUUCAAUGAUCAUGUUCAAUGAGGAUCAAGCGGCGAGCACAUGGUUCACCGGUAUUUAUGCUGAG